AAUUUAACCCUAAUUUCCAUUUGGGACAAUGAAACCAGGGCAUCCAAGCACGUAUAUGAGUUGGGGGUAUUUAUGCAGACAAAAUGCACAUUCCUUUCGUCUUUGUAUGACCAACUCACUGUAGAGAGUCAAAACUAUAUCGAUCUUCCUUUUAGAAAACUCCAUCUCUGUAAUCGGAACAAUGGCAGGUGAAAGCGCAGCGUCUCAUAGGAGAGACCCCAUCAAGAACACAGUUGGGAAUGCUGCUGUACAAAGGAGAAGGCAGCAUGCUGUAUCAGUGGUGAAAGAAAGAAGAGAAGCAAUGUUCCGAACCAAACGAUUGUGUAGAGAUGGAGUUAGUAGCGAUAUGGAUGUUGUGACCGAUGGUGACAUGAUGAUCGAAGAGGAACCAUCCAUUUUAGAGGCUCAAACAUCUUCUGCUGUUGAAGAAUUGAAGCUUGCAGUUUCUUUCAAGGGAAAAGGUGCGGUUCAAAAGAAGGUGAAUGCUCUUCGUGAACUAAGGAGGCUAUUAUCAAGAUCCGAGUAUCCUCCUGUUGAAAUUGCUCUUAAAUCUGGAGCAAUACCUCUACUUGCUCAAUGUCUUUCAUUUGGGUCUGAAGAUGAACAGUUGCUUGAAGCAGCGUGGUGUCUUACAAAUAUAGCUGCGGGAAAACCAGAAGAAACUAAAGCUUUGUUACCGACAUUACCAUUACUUAUUGCUCAUCUUGGAGAGAAGGGUUCAUCAUGUGUUGCUGAGCAGUGUGCAUGGGCAUUAGGAAAUGUUGCCGGUGAAGGAGAGGAUUUGAGAGAUCUUCUCCUUUCACAAGGAGCGUUACCUCCUCUUGCAAGAAUGAUGUUGCCGGAUAAGGGUUCCACAGUCAGAACAGCCGCUUGGACAUUAUCAAAUCUAAUCAAGGGACCAGACCCAGAGGCUGCAACGGAACUCAUAAAAGUUGAUGGGGUGGUGGAUGCCAUACUUCGACACUUGAAGAAAGCGGAUGUAGAUUUAGCAACUGAAGUAGCAUGGGUGGUUGUCUAUCUAUCGGCUCUUUCAGAUGUUGCUACAAGUGUGCUAAUGAAGACCGAUCUUGUACAAGUUCUUGUGGACAGAUUGGCGGCCUCAAAUAGUUUGCAAUCACUCAUUCCGUUGCUACGGAGUUUAGGCAAUCUCAUGGCCAGUGAUGCUUACACGACGAACGUUGUUCUUGUUCCAGGACAUGAAAUCACAGACAGUAUUAUACGAUCAUUAAGUAAAUGCCUGAAGAGCGAGCAUCGUUUCUUGAAGAAGGAAGCAGCUUGGGUGCUAUCGAACAUAGCUGCAGGCUCCGUUGGUCACAAGCAAGUGAUAUGCAAAAGCGAAGCCGUGUUGUUAUUAUUGCAGCUUCUUGAUUCAGCACCAUUCGACAUAAAAAAGGAGGUGGCGUAUGUUCUGGGCAAUCUCUGUGUUGCUCCAGCUGAUGCCUCUGGGAGGCCAAGCUUAUUAUUGGACCACUUGGUUUCGUUUGUCAAAGCUGGAUGUCUUGGUGGUUUCAUUGAUUUGGUUAGAUCAGCCGAUCUCGAAGCUGCUCGACUCGGACUUCAUUUCAUCGAGCUGGUUUUAAGAGGAAUGCCGAAUGGUGAGGGUCAGAAGCUGGUUGAAGGUGCAGACGGAAUCGAAGCGAUGGAACGGUUCCAGUUUCACGAAAACGACGAGCUUAGAAUGAUGGCGAAUCUGUUGGUCGACAGUUAUUUUGGUGAAACGUAUGGGCUCGAUGAGUAGAAAAAGAAUACAUUGUGUAACAUUGUAGGUUAACCAUCGAUGCUUGAAUAUAACUUUUGUUAUAUGUUGGUUUUUUGGGUACAUAUUGAUGGUGUGUUUUAAAA
Cynara cardunculus var. scolymus (artichoke) is the source of this 1842-nucleotide messenger RNA. Its product is annotated as importin subunit alpha-9-like. The transcript is spliced from 11 exons. The record is from RefSeq and is a predicted model, not a curated record. Gene Ontology annotation, cellular component: nucleus; cytoplasm. Gene Ontology annotation, biological process: NLS-bearing protein import into nucleus. The coding region runs from base 182 to 1738 and encodes 518 amino acids. Lineage: Eukaryota; Viridiplantae; Streptophyta; Magnoliopsida; Asterales; Asteraceae. Gene Ontology annotation, molecular function: protein binding; nuclear import signal receptor activity.